Procambarus clarkii (red swamp crayfish) is the source of this 6386-nucleotide messenger RNA. RefSeq names its product cytochrome c oxidase assembly factor 6 homolog. Lineage: Eukaryota; Metazoa; Arthropoda; Malacostraca; Decapoda; Cambaridae. Gene Ontology annotation, biological process: respiratory chain complex IV assembly; mitochondrial ATP synthesis coupled electron transport. Gene Ontology annotation, cellular component: respiratory chain complex IV; mitochondrion. The record is from RefSeq and is a predicted model, not a curated record.
UCUGUGACUAUAGUCACGUGACACUCCUCUACGGUAACGGGAGUGUAGUAGGCUUCCUUCUCGUCACACAACCAAGGAUCUUGGGUUCGACUUCUAUGCGAGACAAAAGAUUGGGCAAGUUUUCUUUCUUCUAAUGGCCCUGUUCACCUAGCAGUGAAUCUCUGUUCACCCGAGAGUUAGGCAACUAUUGUGGAGUUCCGUCCUGGGCAAGGAUUGUCAAUGAAUGUGUGCAUUGUGAGCAGAAUGUCGUUCCGGGACAAGGGGGUGAGGAAAGCAUGCUGGGAGUCACGUGACCGCUACUGGGCCUGCCUUGACCUGCCAGACAUACACCGGGACCACUGUCUCGAGCUGCGACGCCUCUACGAGAUGGCCUGCCCCGUCCACUGGGUAAAACACUUUGACCGGAAGCGGCAGUACAUGGAGUUCAAGGAACGGAUACACUCGGUAGGACUCCGGGAGGUGGCGACGCCUGUGUCGCCGUGCCCCGGCCUUGACACCCCGCUGGUCAGGAGACAUCGCAUCUACAGCGAGGUGGUCUUCAGCUAGUAUUCAGCCCAUCUCCCUACUGUCCCAACCCUUCCCCCCUGCACCUGGGCCAGGCAUCACUCACAACUGACCACGGAGACACCUUCACCCGGCAGUGGGGUCACCUCCACCCUGACAGUCGGGUCAGCUUCACCUGGCAGCGGAGUCACCUUCACCUAGCCGCUGUUUCACCUACCACUCUAGGAAAGACUCGCCUAAUGCUGCUCCGGUGGCAACCUUCGUCUGAAUGCCAUUCGUGUUGGCGCCAAAAUUUAAGUGUCUUCACCUAUUUUUUUUUCAACUGGUUCUCAAGCACGCCUGGUUUCAAGAACUCCUAAAUUAAGUGUAUAAAACCUCUCCUGAAUUCUCACGUAAUUGGCAGUGAACAGGAUCUACGAUACCUGCCUUCGUCCAGCUGACUAGUCCGUCAAUCAAUCAAUCAGCCAAUUAGUUCAUCCCAUCCCACCCCCCAAACACCAGGAGAGAACCCCAUUCCCUCACCCACCCCCCAACACCUUUCCCAGGAGCGUAUGAUUCUAGACUAUCUGGAGGUUCAUCAAGAUGUUAAUACUCAUUCACUGCAUUAGACUAAGGCAAGUGAGUAAAUUUAAUAUCGUGUUCCUUAUAUUAGGAUAUUGCCCUUUAUAUUUCCCUCUCCCUCUAGGUUAGAUGUCAAUAUUGACAUAACUGUAAGAAAAUAUUAAAAUUGUACGAUGGGAUCGAACUAGGAUUCCCGGACUUCCAAAGCACACGCAUUACCAACUGAACCACUUACGAAACCUGUGCAUCUUUCCUCGAUCAUGGCGGCAUAGACUUUGUUUAUUAAACAGUUUAUACGAACUUGCAUACUUUACAACCCAAGGUUAUUAUUGUUAGUAACAACCUCGUACCGCAUCGGAGCCUAUACACCGUUUAAUACAUAUAAACAAAGUCGCCAUGAUUAUGGAAAGAUGUACGGGUUUCGUAAAUGGACACGUAAAUACUUCAUGAGGCUUGGAGUGCGGCCUCAAUAUUAUGUCAUAGAUCUAUCUCGUCUAGUGCUUUCAUUGUGCGUGAAAUAGCUUUUUUUCUUGUUUUCAAUCACCUAUUGCUCUUUUUAAUUGGAUAAUUGUAUAUAGGGGUUUCAAGUUCAAUUGAGAGAGAAUUCUCAAGUUCCUUUGAGUGAGAAUUCUUAAGUUUCUUUGAGUGAGAAUUCUCAAGUUCCUUUGAGUGAGAAUUCUCAAGUUCCUUUGAGUGAGAAUUCUCAAGUUCCUUUGAGUGAGAAUUCUCAAGUUCCUUUGAGUGAGAAUUCUCAAGUUCCUUUGAGUGAGAAUUCUCAAGUUCCUUUGAGUGAGAAUUCACAAGUUCCUUUGAGUGAGAAUUCACAAGUUCCUUUGAGUGAGAAUUUUUAAGAACUGCAAGAAUACUUCCGCUAUCCUUAGGUAUACAUGUAUUGUACAGUAACAAUAUUAUUCAUUAAAAGAAUUAUACAGUAAAAUCGUCAUGCAUUAAAAUUUUCAUUCAUUGCAAAUUAUCAUUCCUUAAAGAGAGUCAUUUGUCAAGAGUAUCAUGCAUUAAAGUUAUUACACAUUUAAAGUGUUGUAUAUUCGAAAUAUCAUACAUAUAGUGUUGUAUAUUCGAAAUAUCAUACAUAUAGUGUUGUAUAUUCGAAAUAUCAUACAUAUAGUGUUGUAUAUUCGAAAUAUCAUACAUGUAGUGUUGUAUAUUCGAAAUAUCAAACAUUUUGAGUAUUGUAUAUUCGAAAAAUCAUACAUUAUGAGUAUGAUUCAGCUGUUGUACUUAAUUCGAGACAUGCGCUGCAGAACACCGUGGCGACCCCAACAUAUGUAUUAUUCAUGACCUUUAGAUGAUGCUGACACAGCUAUCGUUAGUAAAGUAAGUAAAGUCAAAUUUAUUCAGGAAAGUACAUACAUAGUUGAUUUAUAAACAUAAUGCUGGAUUUAUAGAUAGAGCUAGUACAUACAAUACCUAAAGCCACUAGUACGCAUAGCGUUUCGGGCAAAAAACCUUAGAUGUUCGUUUGUUGUUAACGUUCGAAAAAACAAAAACGUUCGUGACCUUAGAUGCGAACACGGGUAUCAUUCGUAACCUUGAGAUGAUGCUGACACAGGUAUCGUUCGUAACCUUGAGAUGAUGCCGACACAGGUAUCAUUCGUAACCUUGAGAUGAUGCUGACACAGGUAUCAUUCGUAACCUUUAGAUGAUGCUGACACAGGUAUCAUUCGUAACCUUGAGAUGAUGCUGACACAGGUAUCGUUCGUGAGUUCAUCUGACACCAAAACACUCACGGGUUACUCAUGCCCGUACGUGCCAUUUCUUGGGUGACUUAAUCUUCAUUAAUCAUCAAUCAAUCAAUCAAAACACGCGAUAACCAACAACAUUCGUCUCUAAAAAAAAUUUUUCGUCUCUAACACUGUUUUUUUUUACUAUUAAAAUACUUACAUAUAUCAAUAUUAAACAGUUUGCAUAUCAGAGUAAAUCCAUUACCAGGAGCUACCAACCACACCGUCAAACCAGCUGGAUAUAGUUAUCUAGAUAUUUGUGAUGGUCUGAAAGCACAUUACGGUUCCAGUAAUAGUUUACUUGUAAACUGGCACGUGAAUCUCUGUCCUAAACGGAGAUUAUUCUCAAGUUAUAACUUUAAAAAAUUAUAAAUCGUUGGUUUAAAAUAUAAAAAAAUAAAAAGUUAAUGCUGAAACGUUUUCUUAGAAACUGUCAACAAAAUUAUUCGCACACCCUCCGACACUAUGUGAUAGAGUGCGAUAAGAGAAGUGAAUUCAGAGACAAUUCUAUAACAUAUAUGUUCAAGAGAUGUGUAAAUAUUUCAUUCAAAAUUAUCUGCUACCAGAAAUUUUGGGCAAAUAUUCCCAGCCUGAAUAUUUUGGUUUUCUGUAACAAAAUUCAAGGGUACACUUAAACAGUUUCCGAAUUUUAAAUUUCGCAUUUUGAACAAUAGUAUACCGUAUUAACGUAAUGAAACUUAACCUAACCUAACCAAACAUUAUAAUAUAGUAACCUUAACCUAACCAAACAAUGGGCAGAGCGAUGAUAGCACUAAUUACGUAGUUGUUCUCAAUCCAUUACCAGGACAUUGCUACAUCACGUUUAUGUGAUUUCAUUGUGCAUAAUAACAUUGUGUUUUGACAAGGAAGCAGUGAGAACACAUCUUAUAUGCGUGGGACUAACAGUGCAUCAAGUGAAACAAAGCAGUGAACUAGGCGGUGUUCAGCCCAUUCUCUUGAUUUCCGUAUAAAAAUGCUUUGAUAUUUUGAAUUGUAGGGGGACAGAAAGCCUGUUGAUGAGAACAUGCAUAUGAGUUACAGCAAUAUACCGCGUAGAGGUGGUGGAGGAUAUAGGUACGCUAGGUCUGAAUCACCAGAGAGCUGUCGUGCUGUGUAUAUACCAUAUCAGCGACGACUAGUGAUGGGUUCCGGCCUCCUGACGUCGUCCAAUCACAGAUUGCACUAGGCUAUAUAAACGUCUGGCGAAACCCGAAUUCCGAAGACCGUAUUUUUACGUUCUGAAGAUGACUUCGCGCACAGUUUAUAGAUACGAUAAAUGGAUGUCGAGGCUCCCAGGGGUCGAGAUAUACUGUCAACAUGGAUACCUAGAAAAAAAAAGCCUGAGGUGACAUCUUCGUUAAGUAGGUUAAAAAUAUCCGUAGGGUGUGAAGUCGCCACUUACCUGAGUUUACCUGAGAGCCACUAAUACUAGUGGCCUCGACGAGGACAGAAAGCCGGAGGCUUGUCGAAGGUCCCCCCUUUGAUGAUCUUUUCCAGCUGUACUUUAAAAGUUAACAGAGUUUUGGCAUUUACGGCUUCGGCGGGUAGGCGGUUCCAUGGCUUAAUAACCCUGUGGGUGAAAAAGCACCCACAGGGUUAUUCACCACCACCACCACUUGCUGUGGUGGACAACAGGAACGCGUCGUCACCUGCUGUGGUGGACAGCAAGUGACAGCUUACAACAAACCGGACAACAGCGACACCUGGGUCUCGCAAGUGUUAACAUAUACACGCUACACACUCCGGCCACACUCUCCAAAUCUUUUAUUUGCUUCUCCCACCAUUCGAUAUACAGUUUAAUCCGUGUUUAGCCAGUCUGACUGACCACUCACAGCAUUUGAUAUAUUACCCGUUAUAAUUCGUUAUAAUUACACGUCAGUUUUCGCAUAAGCAGCUGACAUAAAUUAGUCUAUUGUGAGUGAGACGUGCUGGGAUGGACAAUUUAAUUUGUGGCUGCUUCUAGACGACUGACAUCAGCGCGGAUGUAACCUCGCUUGUACUAAUAGCUUCCAGGGCAUCGCUAAUAAGCUUCCUAAUUCAUCAAGCACUUAUGAGGUCCUCUUACGAAGCCUGUAUAUCUAUCUUCAAUUAUGGCGGAUAAAUUUGAAUUUAUUAAACAGUAUACGAGAACCGAAGUGCUACAAGAUUAUAUAUAACAAUAAUAACUUUGGGUUUCGAAUUGUCAAAGUUGGUAAACUAUUUAAUAAAAGCAAACUAAGCCGCCAUAACCGAGGGGAAGAUAUUUAGGUUUCAUAAGUAUACACGUAAAUUCUGGAUGAGUAUUUGUUACAAUGUAUCCGCCAGGAAAUGAAAAAAAUUGGAGACUGAAGCCAGACGGCAGUUACUGUUUGGGAACUGACGGCUGAGUAGACAGCACUCGGCGUUCUUAGUCUUAAGGGUUCGGGUUCGAUCCCCGACGGAGGCAGAAACAAAUAGGCAACGUUUAUUUCACCCUGAUGCCCCUGUUGACCUAGCAAUAAAUAGGUACCCGGGAGUUAGACAGGUGCUACGGGCUGCUUCCUGGGGGUGUGUAUGUGAAAAUCAAGAUUAAGGACCUGCCCGAAACGCUAUGCGUGCUAGUGACUGUGCAAGAAUGUAAGAACUCUUGUAUAAAUAAAUAUACUAUAUAUACUGACACUAUCUCAUGAUACUUUGGAGAUAAACUUCAAGAUGUUCAUCCUGGUGAACCAACGCUAACGACGGACCUUCCCAAAAGAAUGCCACCCGCAAUAGUUACCAAAACUCCCGUAUAUACCUAUCUACUGCAAGGUGAACAGAGACAUAAGGUGUUAAGGAAACGUGUCUGCAUCUCUUUUCCUGCCCGGUAAUCGAACCCGGGACUCUUCGGAUGUGAGCCGACUGCGCUAACGGUUGCGAUACAGGACACAUCGGCCGCAGACACAACUCAGUUGAAAACAUCGAUGCAUUACACACUAACAAAUAUUUGUUAAUAAUUACUCUGACCGGAAAUUAUGAGAAAGUUACGUAUAUGUGGUCCACUUUGCCAGGAUUUUGUAAAUAAUUUUGUUAUUCGUUGCUUGGGGUUGAAUUCUAACACCGGUGUGAUAGCUAAGUAUACCAAACUGCCUUUCGACGGUUUUUCUAUUUUAUCUUAUAUUCUUAUAUAGCGUUCUAACUAUGAUUACAGGUCUAUAAAUAUAGUUAUUUUCGUAACUAAGAUGUGAGUGUGUGAGAGAGAGAGAAAGGGAGAGAGAGAGAGAGAGAGUCAGGAGAGAGAGAGAGAGAGAAUACAAAUUUAACUUCGUUAUAUUCGUCUGUGUUGUGAAUUAACAUUAUAACCAUUGUAUAAUAUUGUAUAAACUAUGGUUAAGAGUACUAAUACAAUAUGAUACGCUAGGGUGUGUACUCACCUAAUUGUGCUUGCGGGGUGUGGAAUAAUGGUAAGAUAUGAUAGUGUGAGAGUAAGGCUAGUAUAAGCCUUGCCUUGCGCCUGGCUUGCCUGUCAUGUAUACUGUAAUUAGAUAAGACUGUAUAUGAGUUUUGUGAAGCAAUAAAGAUUGCAAAAUCGGCCAGCAGAUACAUAUAUUUAUUCAGUAAUAAUCAACAAGAUUUAUCUAU